Fulvia fulva is the source of this 432-nucleotide messenger RNA. RefSeq lists its product as uncharacterized. Lineage: Eukaryota; Fungi; Ascomycota; Dothideomycetes; Mycosphaerellales; Mycosphaerellaceae. The record is from RefSeq and is a predicted model, not a curated record. Bases 1 to 432 code for a protein of 143 amino acids. The transcript is spliced from 2 exons.
AUGAACCAAGGCACGGAGGGCGGAGCGAACGUAUUCGACUACGUGAGCGUUCUGGAGCAACGAGUGGCAUCACUUCAGAGAAAACUGGACUAUGGACAGCUUUCACAGUCCUUGGGCUAUGCUGGUAAUCAUAUCAACUACAACGCGCCAGUGUUGCCGCCCCUUUCGGAAUUUCCACCGCCUCCAUUUGAAGUGACGGCACAUCCGAAGCCCAUGGGGUAUCCGUUCCAGGGCAGUACUCAACUCGCCACUAACAUGGACCCCGCAACGAACGGAUUCACCCACGUUGAGGAUGCUCAUGAGCACGGUGGGAAAGAGGAGGGCUCCGAGGCCGCUGCUGAAAGUCCGACAGUACCAAAUGAUGGCGACAAAGAGUCUCCGGCCGUCAUCGCAAGCGAAGACGAAAGCUCGCGCAGCGAGACCAACAACUAG